UUCAGAUUCCAUAAUGACAGUUUAUUUAAACUUUGUGGGAAACUGGGAAGCGGCGAUGAAAUUUUUUUUUUAUUACUUUCCAUGAAUAAAAAUAUAAGUGAAUAAUUAGAGGGUAAGGCAAAUCUAAACUGUAAAAAUAAAUAUUGUUACCUUUACCAUUACCACUUUGUAACCUAAUGUAAACACAAACAAAUAUAAUAAUUUAAUCAAAAUGGAUAAGUGGAAACUAAUUCGCCAACACUUUGGAAGUGAAGAAUAUGAAAUUAAUGAUGAAAAAGAUGUGACUUUAGGACGAGGCAUCAACAAUACUAUAACUAUUUCAAGCAUAGUUAUAUCUAGAAACCACUGUGUUUUUAAAGUGAAGGAUAAUGAAGUAACAGUAACAGAUUUGAAGAGUUCAAAUGGUAUAUAUGUAGGUUUAAAAAAAAUUCCUCCAAAUAUUCCAUAUUCAUUAAGUGAAAAUGAUAUUAUUGGACUUGGUUGGACAGUUGGAGCUGCACUUUCUGCUAUUAAUGAUAAUGAGAAAUAUGUGUUUAAAUUAAUUAAAGAAAAAGCCAAUAGACCCAUUAAAAAUAGAAUUCAAUUUCAAAAUGAAGAUGAAAGUAAUGAAACAAAAUCAUCUUUGAAAAGAAAGCUAAGCUUAUCCCUAGACAAAAUAAAAAAAGAAAAAAAUGACGAUAAUAAUGCUGUUUGUGUAUUAUCAGAUAGUGAUAAUGAAGAAAAUAAAAAAAAUAGUCAAUCUAAUGUUAAAAAAUUUAAGUUAGAGCAAGAACAUUUGGCUAAUAUAAAAACUGAAAAUGAUGAAUUACAAUAUGAUGCAUUUACAAUAAAACAAGAGUAUUUGGGUCAUGAUGAUGAUGAUGAGCCAAUUCAAAUUGAUAGUGAUAGUGACACUGAAUCACAACAUUGGUAUUUAAGACUCUCCCAGAGCUCUCCAGGAAAACCAUUCAUAAAAAUACCUGCUGAAAAACAGAGAGAAAGUUCACAAGAAAAUUCCUACAGUCAAUGGGAUGAUGUUGUACCAAUGGAUGAUGAUGAAGACAUCUAUUUACAUGACUUAAUCACAAUUCCUCCUGAGCCUCCUAAAAGCGACGAAAACAAUGUUAACCACCCGCAUUCUGAUAAGGAAGAAGUUAAUAAAGUACCUAAUACAAUAUUUAAUAGUCAUGGUAUAGUUGAAAAAAAUUCUACACCUCUAGAUGUCAAUGACAAAGUUGAUGGUAUUCAAAGUAAUGAUAUCAUCACACACAUGGCAGGUUCAAAUAUAACCAGUGCUACACACAAUGAACCAGUAUACACAAAGGCAGCACAAUUAAUUGAUCCGCUUUAUAAACCAAAUAAAAGAAAAUCAAAAGCCAAUCAAGAUUUUGAAUUCAAACUCAAAAGUAAAAAUGAUAAAACUACCCAGAAAUCCAAUAAGUCAAUACCAAAACAAAGCAUAAGUAAUUCACAAAAAGAAGAACGUAAAAGGAAAUUGAAAGAAAUUGCACACAAAGAAAAAGAAGCUGGAGAUUCAGAAAAUAGUUCAAACAAUACACAUAAAGCAGUAGUUAACAUUAAAAUAACUAAUUCUAACCGGGGUGCAUUUUUAAGUAAUGUUGUUCAUGCUACUAUUAAACCUAUGAAGAAGAAAAGUACAGAUAAGACAGAAGAAACAAAUAAAUCCACAACAACUUUGGAUAAAAUUGAUAUUCCUUCUGAUUUGAAAGAAAAACAACAUAGGGAAGAGACAAAACUGGUUAAAACAAAGGGAAAAAGAAAAAGUAGAUCUAAGAGUUCAAAAAAUAAAAAUAGUCAGAAAACUCAGUCAAAAGCUCCUGCACCUAUAAAAACGAUUAAACCAUUAAUGGAGGUUGACAUUUUUAGUUUUUCUGGAAAACCAGUAUCAAAAGUAGAACCUUUUCCUACUAAGAAAAUUAAAAAGAAAGUCAGAUUUUCAGAUGUAGCACCAGAAGUUCAUGUCUUUGAAAUUGAACCAGGGAAUAAAAUGAAAGAAAUUAAAUCUAUUAAAACAUCAUUGGUAGAUGCAAGACAGAUGCCUAUUUUCUCACUAGAAAAACUAACUUUAAUGAAAAUUCUAAGGUGGAACCCACACUGGCUAGAUGAACAAACUACUAACAAUGAACCACCACCUAUAUUGGGACAUAAUAGCACACCCAUGGCAAUAUUUCACUCUUUUAAUAGUCACAAACAAUAUAUACAGUUAGUUGGAGACUUAUUACUAAUGGAAAUAUGGGAAUGUUUGACACAAGGGCACAUGAGAACUCGCAAUCAACCAAAGCUACUACAAAUGAGAAUUGAAAACUUACCACCCGUGCCUCCACUGGAAAGAAGUUUCGAACUGUUUAACCUUAGUGUAAACAUAUCCAUGCCAACAACUGAUGCAAAGAGUGCACCUAGAGUAGGUGAUAUAUUAUUGGUGGAAUUUGGACCAGAACAUGCUCGAAAUAUUAGAUUUUUCUUUGUACAUAAUGUAAGAACAUUACCCGCUCCUCCCAAUAAUAAGAAUACAUUCUUCAGUAUAUCACUUUACACCACAUUUACCGAAAGAAUGAAGAUAUUAAAACCGGGUGAACUUUUGCUAGGCCGAAAUCUUGCUUAUAUAAAUAAGGAGUUAAUGUUGUUUGAAGCCAUGGAGUAUUUGUCGGGAUCACCUCUCAGUGAAGCUAUACUAAAACCUGAACCACAUCAUUUUAUGAGAUAUCAAAAUAAUCCUGCAAUAAGCAUGAAGUCUGAAUGGAUAGCAUCUUUGAAUGAAAGUCAGAAACGAGCAGUGGUAGCCUCCGUUAGCGCGGCGUUGGGUGACCGGCCGAGCAUACAAAUGGUACAAGGACCUCCAGGCACAGGAAAAUCAAGAGUUAUUUGUUCAAUGGUAAUGUCAUAUUUCUAUGACGCGAACGGCAAGAGACAACAGAACCGAGGGAAGAUAUUAAUUUGCGCGACGAGUAACGCCGCGGUCGACGAACUCGUUAUUAGGUUAUUGAAUAUACGACAGAACUUACCGAAACAGGAGCGUUUCCGCAUGGUGCGCGUGGGGCGCGUGGAGGCGAUGCACAGCCGCGCGCGCGACGUCAGCUCGCAGCAGCUCGCGCUGCGCGACGCCGCGCGCCUCCACGCGGAGCCCGCGCACGCCGUGCUCGCCGAGGAGAUAUCACACUUAGAAGCCAAAAUAAACAUGUGGAGAACAGCUGAAAGAGAAGCAAAGGAUCCAGUGCGAGUAGCAUACUGCCAAGGACGGAUUACGAACAUUGUCAAUAGAAUAAAUUUGAUAAGAAAUAAUGGCGGUGGAUCAGGUGAAGAACUACGGCCGGAUAGGCUAAUAGCAGCUGAGAAGAGAAUCAUAGAUUGUGCAGAUAUUAUCGCAACAACGUUAUCCAGUGCGCAGAACAAUAAGAUGAGAGGGGUGCGGGGCCGCAUCGCGCUGUGCGUGGUGGACGAGGCGGGGCAGGCCAUCGAGCCGGAGACGCUGGCGCCGCUCACGCUGCACGCCACGCGCCUCACGCUCGUCGGCGACCCGCAGCAGCUGCCCGGCUUCAUCUGCUCGCAGCGCGCCAAGAAGCACGGCCUCGGCGAGAGUCUGUUCGCGCGGCUCACGUCGUGCAGCGAGCACUGGAGCGCGAGCCCGGUGGUGUUGCUGAACCAGCAGUACCGCAUGCACCCCGACAUAGCCGACUACCCGAACCGCGCCUUCUACGACCGCCGCAUCCUCAGCGUGCCGCGACCCCCCAUCGAUUGGAACAUCCCGCCAUACAUGAUCGUCGGGAUUAGCAGCGGGGAUAAAGGACAGGGGUCGUCGGGCGCCAACGAGAUGGAGGCGGCGGGCGUGUCGCGGCUGGCGGCGGCGCUGGGCGGCGCGGCGCGCGCGCGCGGCCUGUCGCUCGCCGUCAUCACGCCCUACGCGGCGCAUCGCGACCUCAUCAAGAAGCUCCUGCGCCAACUUGACGCGUCGGAGAGCGCGGAGGUGAACACGGUGGACAGCUUCCAGGGGCAGGAGCGCGACGUGGUGGUGGUGUCGCUGGCGCGCUCGCACGGGCUCGGCUUCCUCGCGGACGCGGGCCGCAUGAACGUGCUGCUCACGCGCGCGCGCCACGCGCUGCUCGUCUGCCUCAACCCGCUCGCCGUCACCAAAAAUCAUCAGUGGCGUACGCUUUUAGAAGAUUCACAACAAAGAAGACUUUAUACCAGCUUACCAAAUAAAAUGUGCCGAAUGCCGUCUUCUGGACAAGAUGAUGAAGAUAUACUUCAAUACAUAUGUAAUAAAAAAAGAAAAUAAAUCUCCACUAAAUAUUGAUUGUACAUAUUCGUCGAGCUAUUUUUUUCUUUCGCAAUUGGUCACAUUACUAACAUUACUUCUAUAAAUUUCAUGUAUUUAUACUGCCAAAUGAUAAUAGUAUAAUCUAGCCUUUUUCUAAUAAUUCUAAUAAUUUUUGUAAACAACCUUUAUAAAAAAGUUUUUAUACAGUUCUAAUAUAUGCUAUAUACAAUAGCAAUUAGCAUUCGCUCUACAUGCGAUAAGACAUAACAUGUAAUAAAUAUAAAAGAAAUAAAUUAGUAAGUAGAGCUGCUGAUGAACUUAUUUAAUCAAUCAAAUAUUGAUAAAAAAUGUAUAAUAUGUAUCGGAAAGUUAAAAAAAAAGUCCAGUGCCUUGUUUCUAUUAAUAUAAUCAAUUCUUGACAAAUAAACAUGUGAAACACUAUAAAAAAGCAAGUAUCACAAAGCUGAUAGCAGUUAUUUCACGCCCUUUUAGGCGAUAUACCUUCAUAUUUAAAUAUAAAAUUAAACUUAAUCAAUAAACAAAAGUACAAUUAAUGCUAGACAUAAGUAAUUGUACUCUGUAUGUAGUUUAAAGACAUCUAUAAUUAAUUGAAUAAAAAAUUUGUACAUAAUGAA
Molecule: messenger RNA, 4890 nt
Organism: Zerene cesonia (dogface butterfly)
Lineage: Eukaryota; Metazoa; Arthropoda; Insecta; Lepidoptera; Pieridae
Gene: Setx
Product: probable helicase senataxin
Exons: 16
Coding region: 212-4273 (1353 amino acids)
Biological process (GO): termination of RNA polymerase II transcription
Cellular component (GO): nuclear body
Molecular function (GO): transcription termination site sequence-specific DNA binding; helicase activity; protein binding
Source: RefSeq, a predicted model, not a curated record